GUAGAUUUUGCAUUCAACGUUUGGGAGAGUGCUCCAGAUACAAUGGUUGGGUUUGUGCCCCGUGUUCACUGGCCUGAAAAAUCGAAUGAUAAAGCCAAUUACUACACUUACAGCGGGUGGUGGUCUGUUUGGUGGAGUGGUACAUAUAGUAUGGUACUCUCAAAGGCAGCCUUCUUCCACAAAAAGUACCUCAGCCUUUACACAAAUAGCAUGCCGGCAUCAAUCAGGGAAUUCACAACCAAUAACAGGAACUGUGAAGAUAUUGCAAUGUCGUUCCUCGUUGCAAAUGCUACAAACGCUCCUGCUAUAUGGGUGAAAGGUAAAAUAUAUGAAAUCGGUUCAACUGGAAUUAGUAGCAUAGGAGGGCACACAGAGAAAAGAACGCACUGUGUAAAUCGGUUUGUGGCAGAAUUCGGGAAAAUGCCGCUUGUAUACUCUUCCAUGAAAGCCGUUGACAGUCGCAAUUUAUGGUUCUGGUGAUUUUGCUUCUUUCGCUUGGUGGUACAUUUCUGCUUUCUCUUCCACUGGUUACUACUACACUUUCACGUUCUAGCUAUCGAUGGUUUUGACGCCAAGUAAGAGUUUAAAACAGAGAACUGAUCUUACUUUUACGGGAAGAUAGAAGAUAGAGAACGAGAGUUUAGAACUGGUGGCUUAUGGGGUUUCUCAUAGAAUCUUACAAAGAGAGAUAGUAGUAGCCUAGUGUGUAUGGUGUACCCUCAUUGUACAUUUUGUAACAUUGUAACUUGUAACAUCUCAUGUUGUGAAACUAUUGUUGUUGUGCUAAAAAAAAUGAGUUAUGUAUUCAUACA
Molecule: messenger RNA, 812 nt
Organism: Camelina sativa (false flax)
Lineage: Eukaryota; Viridiplantae; Streptophyta; Magnoliopsida; Brassicales; Brassicaceae
Source: RefSeq, a predicted model, not a curated record